Molecule: messenger RNA, 519 nt
Organism: Mollisia scopiformis
Lineage: Eukaryota; Fungi; Ascomycota; Leotiomycetes; Helotiales; Mollisiaceae
Exons: 2
Coding region: 1-519 (172 amino acids)
Source: RefSeq, a predicted model, not a curated record
AUGGUCCGCAAAGCAACCGCAGCCGAACAGCAAGAAUGGGACGUCCUCCCCUCCGCAACCGACAUCGCUCGCCGCAGACUCUCCUCCUUCAUCCUCAUGGGCUGUCUCCUCACACUCACCACGCCCUUCAUGCCUUUCUGCUGGCUCAACUGCUUUGACUUCAUCGACUACUUCGUCACUCGCGUCAUCCUUGUCGGUGCUCUCUACUUUCAGUAUGUGAUUGCCGGUAUCGUGGCUCCUGUCACGGUGAAAAUGCUGGAUAGGAGGAUUGUGUGGGUUUACAAGCAGAGGAUGUAUUGGUAUUAUGCUGCUUUUGAGGUUGCGAUUGUUGUUUUAGUGAGGUGGAGCGGGAGUGAGUUGCUGAGGAAGGUCGCUAGUGUGUUUUUGGUUGGGGCGUUGUGGGAGUUGGGGUAUAAGGCGACGGGGAGGAGGAUGAAGGAUUUGUUUCGGCAAUAUAUUUGGUGGGCUUGGGCUUAUCCGAUCUCAUUUCCAAGACACUUGGCUCCAUCAUUCAAGUAG